Messenger RNA from Coregonus sp. 'balchen', 5136 nucleotides. NCBI's taxonomy places the organism in Eukaryota, Metazoa, Chordata, Actinopteri, Salmoniformes, Salmonidae. The record is from the annotation of a GenBank genome assembly.
AUCUCUGGCCCUUCAAUGAAGCUCCACUGCCCAACUCUUGUGACCCUAGAAGUGAAGUGACCUACAUGGAUCCCCUAUUUGAGCUGUCAUCACUCUCUCCCCCCACAUCCACCCCACCCUCAUCUAUGUCCUCUCCACCUCCCCCAACCAUGUCUCCCACACCACACCCAACCAUGUCUCCCCCACCUCCCCCUCCCAUCUCCCCACCACCCCCACCUCCUCCACUGCCCUGUGGCCUCCACAACAGUCGUGAUGUCCUGCAACGGUCCAAGUUACGCAACCUGAACUGGGACCUCAUUCCGAAGGAGAAGGUAGAGGGCCGUCAGAGUGUCUGGAACAGUCCAGAUGAGUUCCACUUCGACCUGAGCUCGUUGGACGAGCUGUUUGGACAACAGAAGAGGUCUCGGCCCCCCAAGAAGGACUCCAGUUUACGGCAUGGUCUCAGACCCAUUGGCUCCCCUCUACGCAAUGCACCUGAAAAGGUCACUGGUAUCCAUAUGUAAAUGGGAAGGUUUAGCCAUGUCUAUUAGUCUUUAUUGUAAUGAAAAGUGUAUUCCAGGUGUGGUGCUAUUAUCAUACUGCGGGUUGUUUCCUUAGAGAAUGAUUGGGGUGUGGCUGUAUGUUGAUUGUUGUUCUGACUGUUAUUCUCUGUCUUUGUCUGAACCUGUAGGUAUCACUUCUGGAUGGGAAGCGCAGUAUGAAUGUGGGGAUUUUCCUCCGGCAGUUCAAGAGGUGGGAGAGUUAUUUUACCCUGAUGAAGACAGCUUGUCUGUCGAAAUGUUGGUUAUUAGGUUAUUAAAUGAUUGCAUCUGAGCUCCUAGAGUGUGCAGCUCUCUCUUUUUCUUUUUCAAGUGAGAUAUUUUAAACCCACUUUAAUCAGGUUUGCAAAAUAAUGUCACUAUCAGAUAAAUGUUUAAUGUAAUCCCUGGCAUGUAACAUGUCCCUGGCCUAACAAGCAUUAGAGACAGAGGUAUGACGUACUGUAUAGUUUAAAACUAAUCAUGACUGUUUGUAACUCAUUAUAACUAAUUUCUUCACAGUGCAGUCAGGGAGAUAGUGGAGGACAUCAGGCAGGGGGCUGGGCAGCACUAUGGGAGUGAGAUGCUCAGUGAACUGUGCAAAAUGCUGCCUGAGACGGAGGAGGUACUGUGGAGUUGUGUCUGUCUCUCCAUAUCAUCUGUCUGUAUUUAGUGGUUUUUAUAUCUACAUGUUUUUUCUGUCCUACAGUGUACUAACUCAUGUGUCCUGUUCUGUAGGAGAGGCGUCUGAGGGCGUACCGGGGGGAGCGUAGCCAUCUUGAAGACCCUGACCUCUUCAUGCUCCUACUAGUGGAGGUGCCCAGGUGAUUAAACAUAUUUUUGGUGUUUGGUCAUCAUCCUACUCCUACCAGAAGAAAAUGCUAUCAAAUCCUCCUUAUCUAAUUUCUCUUCCUGUCUUUUGCAUCCCCUCAACUUGUCCCCAUUUUCUCUCAUUUAAGCUGUUUGAAAUGUGGGUUUUCCAAUACUCUCCUGUUAUUUUCCUUGGUCAGUUAUCGCUUGCGUCUGGACGCCAUGAUCCUGCAGCAGGAGUUUGACCCAGCCUUAUCUUCUCUGUGUGUGUCAGCACGCUGCUUGGUGUCUGCAGCCACAGGUGAGGAGACAGCAUUAGCCAGAGGGAUUGAAAUGUGUUUUUCCCAGAUUCCUGAACUUUCUUGUGAGAUUUCUUUGACUUGCAUGUUGAUUUUAUCUUAGACAUACUGUACAUUACUAUCCCCUCUCUCUCUUUCUUAGAGCUUUUGAGCUGCCCAGAGUUGCACUCCAUCCUACGGCUGGUCCUGAGGGCAGGAAAUUACAUGAAUGCCGUGAGUAGCAGUCAUCUGGCACCUAGACAGCCAAUGCAGCCAGACAGGCUGAUUUAUUGAUUUAUUGACAACCAAUCUUCUCUCUUCUUUCAAAAUGUGUUGAGUGCAUGAGUAUGAAUGAGUAGGAGGGAGUGAUCUGAUCUUGUCACACCUUCUGACCUUCAUCAAUAGGGAGGUUACGCAGGCAAUGCUGCUGGGUUCCGCAUCGCCUCUCUGCUCAAACUAGCUGACACCAAAGCCAACAAACCAGGCAUGAAUCUGCUGCAUUAUGUGGCCAUGGUAAAUAUCUGCUAAAUAUUUCACAAAUGGAUGUUAAAAGGUUUCUCCAACACUCCUGCUACUAGUUCUACUUGGGUUUCACAGAAAUAAAAUAAUACAGUAUGUCUGUCCCCUCUCAGGAAGCCUUUAGGAAAGACCCAACCCUGCUGUCCUUUCCCGUCAAGCUGAGCCAUGUGGGUCUAGCCUCCAGGUCAGUGACACACUGAGGAUGUUAUGAGUGCUUAAUGACAAGUUGCUGACAUAGUUCUCACAUGCUUGAAACAGAAAAGAAGCAGCAUUACAUAACAUUGUGUUUUUGCAUGUUUUAGGGGUUUACCCAAGUACUCAAUGAUGUUGAUUGAUUGGUUGGUUGAUUGAUUGGUUGAUUGAUUGAUUGAGUCAUUCAUCCAUUCAUUCAUUAAUUCAUUCAAUCCAUUGUUAAUAACAAUGUUAGGUCCCUUUACAUCAGACUAAUCUCACCUUACUGUUCUCUCUCACCCAUCAGACUGUCUGUGGAUGUGGUGCAAGGGGAUCUGUCUCAGUUGUGCAUCAGACUAACUGGACUAGAGAUGAGAAUUCAGACUGAACCUGCUCUCCAACAGCAAAUGAAAUCCUUCCUCCAGGUAAGUGCUUCCUGUAAAAUACGUGUCAAACUCAUUUCACGGAGGGCCGAGUGUCUGUGGGUUUUUGCUCCUCCCUUGUACUUGAUUGAUUAAUUAAGGUCACUAAUUAGUAAAGAACUCCCCUCACUUGGUUGUCUAGGUCGUAAUUGAAAGGAUAAACCUAAAACCUGCAGACGCUAGGCCCUCCAUGGAAUGAGUUUGACACCCCUGUAAAAUAAUGAAUAAUAUCUCAAAAUAAGACCGCAGGACUGCCACUUCAAUGUUUCAGAAAGGACCUUAAAUUGCAAGUAAAUUGAUGGUAAUUUGGACCAACAAUCAUAAAUUGUGAAAGGUGAUUUGCAAGACUUUUGUUGUGGUCUGUUGUCAGAGUGCUGAGGGGAGGCUGGAGGAGGCAGAGGUGGAGGUGGAGGCUCUACUGCAGGCCCAACAGGACCUGAUGGACUUCUUCUGUGAGGAUGAUGUCACGUUCAAGCUGGAGGAGGCCUGCAGCAUCUUUUACUCCUUCAACAUUCGCUUUCAGAAAGCUGUAGAGGUCAGCACCUAAGCAGCAUCUGUUGGUGUUUAACCAUAUUUUCACUUCUCCCAUUGAUAUGAAUGAAUAUUUGUUUGCUACAAUAAUGUGUGCUGGUUGGCAAGACCUCCAUUGACACACUUUUAUUUGCCCUAAAUGAUUCUGUUCAUUCCAAUUUGAUAACUCUUCUGAUUGUGUUUCAGGAGAAUGCAAAGAGGGAGCUUCAGGAACAGAAGCGAGCAGAGAGGGAGAGGGAGAGGAUGGAGAGGGACCGGAACAGGACGGUGAGACGUCGCUCCAUAGCCACCUGUUCAGCCCUGGAGGUGGGACUCGGGGACACCCAGGAAGAAGACCUGGAGAGCACCCUGGAGAGGAGCCUCUACCACACCUGGCAGAGCCGGCACAACGUGCGAAGCCCAGACAGCCGACUACGUGCCAUGAGUCCAACCUUACACAACUUACUGGAGAACAUCAAUGAUGAUGAUACUACAGAAUCAUGUGACACACCACCACCAACCCUUGCCCACUCACCACCACCACCCCAGACAAAGCCUCAGCAGAUUGUGUCUGCUCCCCCCUCUGACCCCACAAACAGUAUGUCAGCCCAGCCUGCCCAGGAGACCACCCCUCCGGUAGACAGACCACAGUCACCUCUGGAGAGUGCCCAUCUGCUGAGACGUGUAGCAUCCAAAGUGGUGACCCAGCAGGGCAGUCUACAAGAAGUGUCUGCCCCAGACAAACAGCAUGACACAGCCUCUGCCCAACUCACCACCAAGGGACAGUCACAGAAGCCUGGGGAAUGGGAGCGUCUGUAUCCAUGCAAGGGAGACACAGUAGUGUGUCACACUCUUGUGACUGGCCUAUGCUCCUAUAAGAACCUGACCCCAACACAGCCCUGCGAGGAGCCCAUGGAAGGAUCCCACUGCUGCUUACGGUUGAGGGACAAGCAGGAGCAGGACAGAGCGGCAUCACCCCAGAUCCACAGAGCGGCAGCACCCCAGGUCCAGGGGGACAACGUGCAGGACAAAAAGGUGCGCACACCAGCUUCUGGGCUGCAGAGAACUAUGCCCAGGAGUAGGGCUUCCACACCCUCCGCAAGCCCCACUUCCACCCUUUCCUCUACUGCCUCUGCCAUCCCCACUCCCACAGCCUCGGCCAUCCCCAAAAUGCAAGGCAGGUCAGAGGCAGCCUCCACAUGGUCCUCACGUCUCCCUCUCAGGAACUCAAUGCGUUCCCCAACUCCAAUCACCUCCAGAGAUCAUAAUGAGGUCAGACCGGAAGGGAUUGUUAGGGAAAAAAUGCAAUUUCUGAAUGAGCAGACAAAAAAAAAGCAUCCACUUCGUCGACUACUAGAAAAAGCCAAACCAAAGGAGAAAGAGAGAGAGAAGGAGAAGAUAAAGAAGGAGGAAAGUGAGAUGGAAAGGGAAAAGAAGAGGGAAAGGGACAAAUUAAGGGAGCGUGAGAAGGAGAGGGAGGGAGUGAAAGAGGAGAGGGAAAGUGAGAAGGUAAAGCAGAAGGAAAAGGAGAAGGAGAAUAAAAGAGCGAAAGAGAUGGAGAAGGUCAAGGAGAAAGAGAAGGAGAAGGAGAGGAAGAUGGCAAAGGAGAAGGAGCAGAUGAAAACUAAGCAAAAGGGACGGGAGAAGGAAGUCAAAGUGGAGCCAGUGAUGGAGUCAGCUCUGUGUGUGUCCAAGCCGCUGCGCCUGCACCCUGACUGUCAUACCUCUCUGCCUCGCCGUGUCUUUCAGAGCUCUGUGACCACCAGUGCCAAGGUCAUACGCUGUGCUGUCAUUGCUGCUGUGGCUGUGAAUAAGGACAGGAGCAGCCAGUCCACAGUCCCAAAGACUGCAGUUACAAAGCUACCUGGCCCCAGGUCAAAGCUCCCAACUCCACUAUCCAUGUGGAAG